Diachasma alloeum is the source of this 2970-nucleotide messenger RNA. RefSeq names its product zinc finger protein 616. Gene Ontology annotation, cellular component: nucleus. The coding region runs from base 175 to 2763 and encodes 862 amino acids. Gene Ontology annotation, biological process: regulation of transcription by RNA polymerase II. Lineage: Eukaryota; Metazoa; Arthropoda; Insecta; Hymenoptera; Braconidae. The transcript has 5 exons. Gene Ontology annotation, molecular function: zinc ion binding; RNA polymerase II cis-regulatory region sequence-specific DNA binding; DNA-binding transcription factor activity. The record is from RefSeq and is a predicted model, not a curated record.
CACGUAAAUGAUGUUGUUUUGGUAAUAAAUGUAAAUAUUCCUGGUUGACAGUUGCUCCGAACAUAAAUUAUAUGCAGGGGAGGCUGAAAAUCCCGUGGCUUGGGAAUUAGUUUUGAGGAGACUUAAUGUUAGGAGAAAUGUUUCAAUUGUCGAAUAGUCAUUGAACGAAUAAAAAUGAAAGUUGUCUGUGCUGCACCGAACUGUAAAUACUCUUCUGAUCAUGAAGACUCCAGUCAUGUCAUUUUCGUCAGCUUUCCGAAUGAUGAUACGGCUACUGUGUGGGCCCACAACUGCGGUAGACCAGACCUAAUAAUCAAGUCAAACGAGGAAUUACACCUCAAUUACUACAUUUGUUCGGACCACAUAGAAGACCAAUAUUUCCUGAGCAAAACAAAUCAGAUAAUUAUCACUCAAGGGGCAAUACCAACUCUCUUCGGUGUUCAAAUGCAGUCAGGGCGAUUGGACUCAUUAAAACCCUCAUAUUCAUCCACCGACGUUAUGAAUCCCCCAGAAUUGAGCGAUUGCCAGGAAAACUACGUGGGUGCAGCCUCGGAAUAUCAAAACACAAUUUACAAUGGUAAUAUCUCCAGUGAUAACAACGGGGCGGAUGAAAUUAAUGGAAAUGAGGAGGUGCAGAAUCAGGAGGAGAACAAUUUAAAUUUUGAAAAUAUCAACGUUAAUAUGGAGCAGUUCGAGGACAUGACCAUGAGGUUCUUGAACCUCUGCAGGAUUUGUGGAAAGAAUGCCAGUGAAUCUAUCAAUAUAUUCGAUGGGAGAGAGGAUGGAGUCACUCUCCAGCAGAAGAUUAGACUCCAUUUACCGAUAAUUAUGGAGAGUGGAGAUGGACUGCCACAGAAAAUAUGUGGGGAGUGUUGUGGGAAGAUCGAGAGCUCACAUGAGCUUGUGAUAACUAGUUUACUGAAUGAUAUGAGAUUGAGGAAGUUCUUGAAUUUACCAAAUAAGUACAAUUACGAAGAAAAGUAUAGAUCCCUCAUAUCAAAGCACGAGUUACAAUCAGCAGACGAUGCAUUCUUCGAUGGUAUCACAUCCGGGAGCUGCGAUCUCCCCAAAACUCCCGCAGAACCAAGUUCUCCACCUUCUGAAAAAGAAAAACGCCUGAAAUUCGUAUUACAUUCAGACCUGAACAACUUGAUCCUCCAGCCCCUGCAUUUCCAAAAUGACGAGAGAGCCAAGACUGAUUUGCAGAGAGAUGCAGUGGUAUCAGCGACUGAGGUAAUGAUUGAUCAGCAAUCAGACGAAUUGAACUGUUCAGAUGGGCACGAGGGGUUCCAAACUGAAUGUGAAAGUACCCCAGUAUUGACAGCAGAGGGCAAUCCUCAAGGCGAAGAUGCUGUACUGAAUAAUAAGGAUGAUGGGGCAGUGGCACCUGAGCAGGGGUCAGUGAGGUCUAGUCGUCGCUGUGGCCACUGCUCCCAGGCCUUCCUCAAUCGCAAGGACAUGCAGAUGCAUCUGGCUGAGGCGCACAGUGGCGAAGGGGCACUAUUCAAGUGCGGAAUGUGCGAUAAGUCGUAUGAGAAGUGGUCCAGCCUGGAUGUUCACGAGGCCACUCAUCGCCAGGACAAGCCCUACCUCUGCGAUCUCUGUGGAAAGAGCUUCAAACACUCGAACAAUCUCAGAGGGCAUAAACGAGUCCAUCUGGAUGCUGCUAGGAAGAAACGACACGUUUGCGAGACUUGUGGGAGUGCCUUUCGAUCGAGGUUUCAUCUUCGCGAACAUAUGAAUCAACACGAUGGAAACAAGCCCUACGUGUGUGAACAAUGUGGAAAGGCAUUUUCGAAGAGAAUCCAACUACGACAGCACAGAUUGUCUCACGGAAUUAACAAAUAUGCCUGUCCAAUCUGUGGAAUGACUUUUAAUCGAAGGGGCAAUAUGAAUACACAUUUCAAGAGGCAUAGUAACAGUGAUGGCACGUAUAAGUGCAGUGUCUGCGACUGCAAAUGUAAAUCGAUGAGCGAUUUGAAAUGCCACCGGAAGAGUCACAGCUUAAACGACAUAAUCGAAAGUAUAAAGCAGAGAUCAAUCGACCAGACGAUCUGGCAGUGUGCAACCUGCAGCCGAGUAUUCUCGAAACGCACACACCUGUCUAAUCACGAACGAACCCACAAAGUUGAUCAGCCGAAAGUCGAGUGCGAUAAGUGCGGGAAGAAGUUGGCGAGCAAAAGCUCCUUAAGGUAUCACGUGAAGUCGAUGCACACGUGCGAGAGAACCCACCUGUGUCAAUUCUGUGGCAAUGCAUUUGUCUCGAGAGAAGCCAGACUCAUUCACGAGAGAAUCCACACUGGAGAGCGACCCUAUUCCUGCAAAUUGUGUAAUAUGGAGUACAGAUGCUCGAGUAAUCUCAGCCAACACAUGAAAGCUCACGCCGAGGUUCGACCUUUUGUUUGUCAAUAUUGUUCCAAGUCUUUUACACGGAGAUCAGCUAUGACCGUUCACGAGAGGAUUCACACCGGGGAGAAACCAUUCGUCUGCUCUGUGUGCAAUCGUGGAUUUUCCCAGAAGUAUGACAUGGUGAAACACGAGAAAACACACGAACCCAAAACACUGAACUGCGAAAAGUGCCAGGAGACGUUUAGUUCGAAGAGCGAAAUUUUGAAGCACCUGGAGUGCAGCCACAAACCAGAGCGACGGGCCACUGACGCCGGUGGAGAGUAUGUUGAAAUGGAGAAUUUUGAUGACUACUCGUUGAAUGUCGAAUGUCCUGUGGGAGAAACUGAUCAAAUGGAUGAGAUUCAGUAUUCGUGAUUGUGAACAGAUUUUUAUGAAUGGAAUUUUAAAAUUGAGCAGAUCCACGCCAACAAAGUCGAUGCUGAGGAUUUUUGUCUCAAUGUUUUUCUGAGAAGAUGGGGAUUAGACAAAAGUUUUCGAAAAAAGAAUUGAGAAAUAUCGAUAAUGGAGGGAGUUAUGAUUUUUUGAAAAUGAUUAGUUUUUGUCAAGAAAUUUUGUUUUCCA